CGUCCAUCGCCUUCUUCAAUUGAAGAAAUACAGAACAGAACCCAUCGUGUCUCUCUCUAUGGGUUCUUGUUUCCGCCAUUUCCUCUUCAUCAAGCCACAGCUCCGAUCACUGAAUUUGGAUUCCCGAAGCCACAAUUGAGCAAUAUUAUGCUGAGAUCACCGUCGUCUCCGCCAAAGUAAGAAGCUUUAUGGUGUCGAGUCCCUUUCAAACAGCUGCUGUAGCUCCACAAUUCGCAUGUUGUUAGGAUUGGAUUUUCUGAAACUGCAGCGUCUUCCGUCUCUAGCUUCAGUAGCUACAGUGCUACCCCAUAUUCAGGCAUCUACUGUUCAAAAAUCGAAAAAUGGGGGAUUUGGGAUGCGUUUUGGUGUAUGGUUGGAGGUGAUUUCAACUGGAAAAAAUGGGUUUUCCAGUAUGGUUGGAGUUGCCCUAAUUCUCUCCAUCUCCAUUCGUUACUUCUCCGCCGAGAAUUUGCCGUGCGUAGAGCUCACGCCGCAGCAGCCGCACAGACUUGACGACUCCAGCAGCAUCGACCCAGCUGCUCUACAACACAGUCUUCCUCCCUUCCGGCCGGCACUAGACGCCUAUCCUCGAUCACAGCUCCGUUCUGCGACUCGACACAAUUAGACAUGAUGUCCAAGCCUCCAAUGAAUCCCAGCUAUAGAUUCUUCUUCAUGAAUGACUACAAAAAUCAGCAUUGCAUCUCAUUCUCACAUCUCCAAGUGCGAAGGAUGACUUCCAGCAAGAGGGUUCAGGACCGAAGCAAGUUCAAGCGAGUUCAUGACCUUGAAAUCGCGGCUGAGAAGCACAAGGUAAUGUCCAAGAUCCUGCAUAUGUUUGAGAUACUCAAAGGGGAGCCCGAAAACAUCGUUCCCUUAAGAAAUCUCGACAAGCAUCGCAAGCAGAUCAAUCUCCCCAAACCCAACAAAUUCUCGGAUUUCCUUCGGAAAGCACCGAAGCUCUUCGAGAUCUACAAAGACAGCAGGGGCAUAAUCUGGUGUGGGAUGACGCCUAAAGCCGAGGAGCUGGUAAAAGAGGAAGAAGAAAUCAUCGAAAAAAAUGGAGCGCAAUCUGCUGAGUACGUGACUAGGAUGUUGAUGAUGGCGGCGGAUAAGCGGCUGCGCCUUGACAAGGUCGCACAUUUUAGGCGGGAUUUAGGGUUUCCGAUGGACUUUAGGAAGAAUUGGGUCCAUAACUAUCCUGAUAAUUUCAAGGUCGUUCAGCCAUUUAAACCUUUUGAUGAUACCGAGUAUUUGGAGCUCGUGUCCUGGAACCCUAAUUGGGCAAUCACGGAGCUGGAGAAGACUGUCUUAGGUGUAAUUGAAGGGCAGGAUUGCAGUGAUCAUGUCCCCGGAUUGCUAUCACUGCCUUUCCCGUUGAAAUUUCCUGCUACUUACAAGAAGUUAUAUCGCGAUGGUGGGAAAAUCGCGCAUUUUCAGAAAAGGGAGUACCUGUCUCCUUAUGCAGAUGGUAGUGGUUUGCAACCCGGGUAUCUCGAGUUUGAUAAGCGGGCGGUGGCGAUUAUGCAUGAGUUGCUCAGCUUUAGCAUUGAGAAAAGAUUAGUGACUGAUAUUUUAACACAUUUUAGGCCAGAGUUCAACAUGCCGCAGAAGUUGAUGAGGCUUCUGCUGAAGCAUUGUGGGAUUUUCUAUGUUUCUGAUAGGGGAAGGAGGUUUAGUGCCUUCUUGAAUGAAGCUUAUGACCGCUCGGAGUUGAUUCAGAAGCAUCCGUUAGUUGUUUGGAGAGAAAAUGUUUUGAGUCAUGUUGGUUUUAGGGGGAAGAAGAAAAAGAUUGAAACUUCUGUAGAUAUCUCAGAUUUGGAUGAGAAGGAUUUGUUCGGGAGUGAUUCUGAGGAUGAUGAUGAUCACCACAUUGAGGUGCAACUUGGGCGGGAAGAGACGAUGCAUUCUUUAGAUGGUGCUUCUGAUAUUGGUGAAUCUGAAAUGGAUGUUGAGGGGGUCCGAGGCGAAUACAACGAUUGAAUAUGGUGAGGUAUAAGUUUUUUGUUUCGUAGAAACCAAUGUUAUCCGUGAUUACUUAACAUCGCGAGGACUGCUAGUUAUCAUCAAUUUCAUGGAGGAGCUUCUUGUCAUGUGAAUAUGAAUCCAUCCGCUUCUUUACCUGGUAAUCACAAGGAUGAGUCUAUAGCCGGCCUUCAUUUUUAAUGAACUGAUUGAGAAGGCAGAUGGUUUUUCUGGGGUGUUUUCAGGUGGGGUUUUUCCCAUUUAUCUUCAUUCUUUACUUCUAUUGUAUCUACGUUCUUUAGUACUCUAUUUGCAAUUGGGGAUGAAUAUUUUAGUACACAAAUAUGAAAUCAUGAAGAAACUGCAGGAGAGGAAACACAUGGUUGGCAAGACAAGUGAUGAUGUCAAUGAUGCCCCGACUCUGAACAAGGCAGAGAUAUAGGAAUUGCAGUUUCUGACUCACAUUAUGCUCACUAAACCUGGGCUUAGUGUUAUCAACAUAUUUUAGAGAAUGAAGAACUAUACAAUGAGGUUAUUCGCUCUCUAUUUAACUAAUUAAACAUCACUUUCUUAAAUCUUGGGUUGAAAAAAAAAUGUCUUACUUAACAAAUGACAGGAAUAGUGAUUGUUUUGUGUUCGUGUUCUUGUUUCUCCUCUAUUUACACCCUCCAUCGCAUCUAAUCUCUAUCAUAUAUUGUGUAUCUUGUUUGCUACAUUGUUUAAGUUAAGUUGUGAUUAAGGCAUUAUGUUUACUUUUUGGCA
Messenger RNA from Salvia splendens (bonfire salvia), 2724 nucleotides. RefSeq names its product protein WHAT'S THIS FACTOR 1 homolog, chloroplastic. Bases 628 to 1980 code for a protein of 450 amino acids. NCBI's taxonomy places the organism in Eukaryota, Viridiplantae, Streptophyta, Magnoliopsida, Lamiales, Lamiaceae. The record is from RefSeq and is a predicted model, not a curated record. Gene Ontology annotation, molecular function: RNA binding. The transcript has 4 exons.